Messenger RNA from Hippocampus comes (tiger tail seahorse), 6362 nucleotides. RefSeq names its product SATB homeobox 1b (gene satb1b). The record is from RefSeq and is a predicted model, not a curated record. Gene Ontology annotation, biological process: regulation of transcription by RNA polymerase II; chromatin remodeling. The transcript is spliced from 13 exons. NCBI's taxonomy places the organism in Eukaryota, Metazoa, Chordata, Actinopteri, Syngnathiformes, Syngnathidae. Bases 1416 to 3983 code for a protein of 855 amino acids. Gene Ontology annotation, molecular function: DNA-binding transcription factor activity, RNA polymerase II-specific; RNA polymerase II cis-regulatory region sequence-specific DNA binding.
UAUAAUGUCCUAUUAUAAUCUUUGCGGUGCAAUAUGAGUGAGCUGAUUUAACAUGUUCAGGGCCCAAAUUCAGAUGGAAAAAACUGAUGUACCCCACCGUUUCCACAUUGCUGAUUUGUAAAUACAAACAAAGAGUGGCAAUAAAAAUAUGAAUGAUUGAUUUUACUGAUUUAUAGUUGCCACUGUUGAUAAUAAAUGCAGGGAGCCUUCUCACUCCAAUCAAGAUGAUUAGAAAUUCCUCCGCACACUUUUUUCCACUUUAAACGCCCCCUCCCACCCCCCACCCACCGCAGCCCGCCAUCAGGACUUUUUACGGCCGGUGCAGGUGGAAUCAUCCGCUCGUCUACAGGGACUAGUUUACCCCCACCACCCCGGAAAUGUUGCAGCCCCCUCGGUCGCGCCAUGUGCCCGUCGAGGGGAGAGCGAGCAGCCGGGAGAGAACCAGAGUGAGGGAGGGAGGGAGCGAGCGAGUGAGCGAGAGAGAGGCGGAGGAGGAGGAGGGCGAUGAGUCAAUACAACUAAUAAUUUAAUGGGGACACGCAGGGAGAGCCGGAGCGAGAGAGGGGGGGAGACCGAGAGGCGGAUAGCCGAGGCACAAGAGCUCCGAGCCCGAGUAGCGAGACACCUUUCUCCACCUCCAGGCGUCAGCGGCGGCGGUAGUAGCAGCGCGGCAAGCCCCGCGUCUGAGCACCCGGCUGGGGAGCGUCGUUUCUCCGCGACGCCGGGAAAGUGAACGGCACUUUUUGACCUCCCCUCGUCUUUUUUCUCUCCUUGUUUUGAAUGUGGCGAACCUGCUCCGAAUCACGUUCCGGCUCCGCGCUACCAACAGCUGAGGGGACAUUUGCUAGUUCUUGGUUUCUCGCUAGCUACUUCCCAAGCACCCGGGUUUGACGCGCACUGUCGCCGGCAACUGUGGCGGUUGUGGUGGUGGUGGUGGUGGUGGAUACCAUGGUCCGAUCCGUACGCUGCUCGCUUCCCGGCGGCGGCUAGCGGGCAGGCUGCCAGCCAGCCUCUCCCCCAGCCUCCCACGGCCAUGUUUGUAUUUUUGGGUGAAGUAGUGGCUAACCUCUCACUUUGCACCCGCUUGUUGUUGAUUUUCUUCGGGUUGUUUUUUAGCGUCCAUGUCGCCCGACGGUAUAAGCUAACGUAGCGCAGACACUCACCCAGCCCCAACAUCGGUCGAUGGUCCCGCCUCUUGCCCGCGGAGCCUCCCAGAAGCCGGCUUGACUUCCGCGCCCGCCCCCCCUUCCCUCCACUGUCACUCACCUGCCAACAGGAAGUUUUGCUCUAUUUAUUAUUUGUAUUGUUUUCAACAACUUAUCAGUCUACCCUGGCCAAACUUGAAGAAAAGAGGAAUCCAAGUGGUGGCAAGCUGCUACUUUCCAGGUGACCGCAGCGAGUCGAAGGUUGCUGAGAUGAUGAUGGACCAUCUCAGCGAGACGUGUUUGGGCAAGGAGAACGCCGAGCUGGUCAACAGCAUGGCCGAGGCCAAGCCCCCACCGGCCAAGCUGCCCCGCAUGGAGCAGAACGGCAGCCCCCUGGGAAGGGCCAGGCUGGGCAGCACUGGUACCAAACUGGCCGGGCUGCCCUUCAAGCCUGCCAAUCACCUGCUGAAGACCUGCCACAAGCGCGGCAACAUGCUGCCCGUCUUCUGCGUGGUGGAGCACUACGAGAAUCCUAUGGAUUUUGACAGCAAGGAGGAGCACGCCGAGUUCGUGCUGGUGCGCAAGGACAUGCUCUUCAAUCAGCUCAUCGAGAUGGCGCUGCUCUCGCUCGGGUACUCGCACAGCUCUGCCGCCCAGGCCAAAGGUAUGAUUCAGGUGGGAAAGUGGAACCCCAUUCCCCUGUCAUACGUGACUGAUGCGCCCGACGCCACGGUGGCCGACAUGCUGCAGGAUGUCUACCACGUGGUCACGCUCAAGAUCCAGCUGCACAGUUGUCCUAAGCUGGAGGACCUGCCACCAGAGCAAUGGAGCCACUCUACAGUAAGAAACGCCCUCAAGGAGUUACUCAAAGACAUGAAUCAGAGCUCUCUGGCUAAAGAAUGCCCCUUAUCACAGAGUAUGAUUUCCUCCAUUGUCAACAGCACUUACUAUGCAAAUGUGUCGGCGGCAAAGUGUCAAGAAUUUGGGCGCUGGUAUAAACAUUUCAAGAAGACAAAGGAUAUGAUGGUCAUCCGCCAAUCAUCCCAGCUGGAAGGCUACCUGGGUACGUGCAUCCUUCGGGAGAGCCCCCGUGCUAAUGCACUAGCCGAGAUGGAUGGCCUGUCCGACCUGUCACCGCCUGGCUCCAACCACAACCACCUGGGCUUCUCCCAGCAGCAGCAGCCCAUCCCGGGCAGCACGGCCGAGCAGACGCCCUCGUCCCCGGUGCCCCCGCUGUCCCACGCCCCGCCGCCACCCCCGCAGCACGGAGGGGGCCAGGCAGGGGGCCGGCAAAUGCCCCCUGGCCUGCACCACCCGGGCCUGGUGUCCACGCCCAUCAGCCCCCAGCUGGUCAACCAGCAGCUGGUGAUGGCGCAGAUCCUCAACCAGCAGUACGCCGUCAACCGUCUGUUGGCGCAGCAGUCGCUGUCGCAACAGUACCUUAAUCACCCACCCGUGAACCGCAACUCGCACGCCAAGCCCUUGGAGCCCCAGGUCGGAUCCAACACCGAGGUGUCCUCUGAGAUCUACCAGUGGGUCCGCGAUGAGCUCAAGCGGGCCGGCAUAUCGCAGGCCGUCUUUGCCCGAGUGGCCUUCAACAGAACUCAGGGCUUAUUGUCUGAGAUCCUGCGCAAAGAAGAGGACCCCAAAACAGCCUCGCAGUCGUUGCUUGUCAACCUGCGCGCCAUGCAGAACUUCCUGCAGCUGCCCGAAGCUGAGCGUGACCGCAUCUACCAGGAGGAGAGGGAGCGCAGCCUGACCGCCGCGUCCGCCAUGGGCGCUGCUCCGCUCAUCAGCACACCGCCCAGCCGGCCUGUUCAGCCUCGGAGAGAAGACUGUAACAGCGUGCGGCCUGAAGACUGGAACCCCCGCAUUCCUGUGGGCCUUUCUCCUGUGAAGCCAUCCCCUCUGCCCAGCGAGUGGAACGGCAAAACGGAGAGCUGCAUUCUCAACAUCAACUCCAACAUCUACGACGAGAUCCAGGGAGAGAUGAAGAGGGCCAAAGUCUCCCAGGCGCUCUUUGCCAAAGUGGCCGCCUCCAAAAGCCAGGGUUGGCUGUGCGAGCUUCUGCGCUGGAAGGAAGAUCCAUCUCCAGAGAACCGGACGCUGUGGGAGAACUUGUCUAUGAUCCGCCGCUUCCUCAGCCUCUCUCAGGCCGAGCGCGACGUCAUCUAUGAGCAGGAGAGCAGCGCCGGACAGCAACAUCACAACAACGCCGCCGACAGGCCGCCGCAUUUCUCGCACGUCUCGGCAGACCAGCUGCAGCACCAGCCGGCCCUGUCCCAACAACACCCGUCCCAGCAGCCCCCCUCGGGCCCUCGCCUGCCCCCGCGCCAGCCUUCCACCGCCUCCCCGGCUGAGAUGGAGGACGACGUGGUGCGCAGCCUGGUCAAGUCGCGCUCGGGCAGUGGCGGCGGCGGCAAGAUCUCCCUGGAGGCCUUGGGCAUCCUGCAGAGCUUCAUCCAGGACGUGGGCCCGUACCCGGACGAGGAGGCCGUCCACACGCUGUCCGCCCAGCUGGACCUCCCCAAACUCACCGUCAUCAAGUUCUUCCAGAACCAGCGCUUCUACGUCAGCCACUCGGCCAAAGGGCCCAAGGAGACGCCCCCCGCCAACGGCGGCAACGGCGGCGCCAGGAGCGGCAGCAGUUGCAGCAGCGGCGGCGGCAGCCCCGCCGCCGCCUUGGACGAGGAGCCCUCGGAGACCGGUGAGGGCGGCGACGCCCACAAGGAGACGGAAGAGAGCACGCAGACCAACGCCAACGCCUUCGUGGUCAAGACUGAGGAACAGGUGGGGCGAGGCGGUGGAGGCCCCGUCGUGGAGCAAGCGAAUGACUAAAAGGAACAAAAGACUGGCCUGGACUUUCAAUUUUUGGAUUUUGUAAAAGUAUUGUAUCAUUAUGAUGAUGAUGAUGAUGAUGAGUCUGAUUCACUGUAAAGACUUUUCUGGCAUUGUUUCGUAACCUGCACAAACACACAAAACAAGUGGAAAAUCGGUAGCACUGUUAGCCUAGGACCGUAAUUGCCUAAGUCGUUUUUGAAAGUUUUCAGAAAAUAAGAGGGGGGGUGGUGGGGGUGAAAUCAGAUUUACAAAUUAUCACAACCCGGAUGACCGACAAUCUACACAGACAAAAUUUUAAAAAAGUAAAUGUAAACCUUUUUUACCAGUUAAAAAUGACUUGGGCAACUAUGCCAUUAGGUCAAAGUUUUGCUCACUGCACUCACACUUUCAGGACGUGUCCACACGUAGUUUUAAAAGGUAUCAGUUUACAUCUAAAUGUUACAUUUAUUCUUGAGUAAUAUGCAAAAUAUUAACCUUUCUAAAAAAAAAAAAAAUAAAUCGCAUUAAUCUGUUUUUCUCGAGGUGGUGUUAUUGUAAGAUAGUUGACUCCAUUAUGGCUAUUGACAGAAUACAAUUUGGUUUUUGCUCAAGAUACUUUUUCUCACAAAUUGACUUUCUCAUAUGAUUACGACACUUUCUCCAAAAAAUCUCUAUUCUUUUCGGAUUAAAGUACAUUUUCUAAAAAUUGAAAAUACAAUAAAAAAAAAACAAAAAAAACCCAAACAUUUUUUAAAGGCCUUUUUGGGGACACCAAAUCAAAUAUUUUGGGGAAAAAAAGUAUUUUAAAAGUAUUCAUGUAUUGGCCACAGCAUUGUCUCAAAAACUUUUCUCUCCCCCAAAAAUCACAAUCACUUUUAUCAGACUUUUUUUUUUUAAAUGUAACUUUUUUGUUUGUUCUUGAAAUUAAAUCUGAUUAGUCUAAUAUGAGUUACUUUUCCUUUAUUAUUAUUUGUUUUCAAAACUAAAACACCCAUCUUUUUUAUAAUGAUAAUAAGAAUUAUGUUUUUGGGUGGUUCACAAAAGCUGAAGACAGACUUUUGGAAAACAUUCACCCUGGCCAUUUCUUUAAAGCUGUUUUUUUCCCCCGAAUGCAUUUUAAAAAUAAUUUUGAGGACAAAGAAGAAAGGGGAAAAAAAAAAAAGUCCAAUCAAAUGUGAACAUGAGCGUAUACGUAUGGACACGUCCUCGCGCUCACUUUUCUUUCCUUGUGUCUUGAAACGUCAGAUUCUGUUGGGCAAGAACAAUUGACGCCGGUUAGAGUCAUUUCUUAUUACAAGGACGACUUUUGUGGUUUUAUGUGCGUGCUGUUUUUUUUUUUUUUUUUUUUUAAUAAACAAAAAUCAAGGACCAAGUUGUUUGACAAGGCCUUAAAAAAACACCAGGUGUCAUAUAUUAUUAAUCUUAAUAUGACGAUCAACAGGCCGCCACUCCUGUGUGUUUUUUUUUUUUUUGAGGAUGGAACAGAAUCUAAGGAAAAUUUUCUCUCUACUGUCUGUGCAUAAAUAAAUAGAUGUGAAAUAUAUGAUCAACCUAUGCCAACAAUGCCUUGUACCACAUGGUUCCUUUUGCCAAUGGAACACACAAUGAGAAAUGUGAAUGACGCCAUCGUUCUUAUUUAUUUGCAGUGUUGAUGAUGUAAGAGAUUUUUUUUUCUUUUUUUUUGCAUUUCUCCCCCCCUCGUCUUUUUUCUAUUUAUACACAAACGGACGGACAACAACAAAAAGUGUCUUAAACGUUUUCCAUAGGAGAAAUGUGCUUUAAAGGUGGCCUAUAAUCACAGAAAAGAAAAAAAAAAAGGGCAGGGCGAGCGGCACUGAUUUCAUGUUGUAUGCAAUUUUUACAAGGAUCAUGCAAAUAAGCUUAAGCGCGUAGAGAGGGAAAAAAAAACUUUAUGCAAUCUGUGUGGAAAUCAUUUGUGUCUUCCUUUUUUAUUUUAUUUAUUUUUUUGCUUUUCACGAGCUCAAUGUGGACAGUUUUUCUUUGAUUCCGACUGACUGUUUUCGAAGCGGUUCCUCCUCCGUGCAGACGCGCUUCUUGCUCUUCUCGAUGGCCAAUGGACUUUUUGAUGUUUUGUCAAAGUGUACAUAGCGCACACGUAUACACGCACCGAUGUAAAUAGAGUGCAAAUGUGCAGAGCGGAGAAAAGUCUGUGGUGCCUCUCUUUCAAUCAGCUUCUUCUGCAUCUUCUCGUGCCGCGUGUGUGUCGAGCACCUGGGAAGCACCGGCUGGACGGUCCCAGCUGCUUAGUUGCCGCUGCCGUGCGGGCGUACCAGUCAGGGUCGGUCUGUACCGGCUUUCUAUUGAUGUUCUGCUGUUUGUUUGUUUUUUUUGUUUUGUUUUUUUUUCAUUAAUAAACAAAAAGCCAGAGUAAAAGAU